Dendrobium catenatum is the source of this 1725-nucleotide messenger RNA. RefSeq names its product cold-responsive protein kinase 1-like. The record is from RefSeq and is a predicted model, not a curated record. Bases 305 to 1450 code for a protein of 381 amino acids. Gene Ontology annotation, molecular function: ATP binding; protein kinase activity. The transcript is spliced from 7 exons. Gene Ontology annotation, biological process: protein phosphorylation. Lineage: Eukaryota; Viridiplantae; Streptophyta; Magnoliopsida; Asparagales; Orchidaceae.
AUGUCUUCGUAGGUAAUGGCUUCCGCGUUCCGAUGGAUUCAGACGGGUCGGGAGACUGAAGACGAAACCCAUUGGGCCACGGCUUCUUCGUUUCUCUGCCCUCCGCUUGGAAUUUCAAGUAAAUUUCAAAGGCAGACGUCGUCAAACUUUUCACUCUCUAUAAACAGUUCGAUGCUGAGUUUUCUAACUUCGGAGACGUGUGGGAUAACUUCGUUUCUGUGGCCGGUGAGAGUUGCUACUGUUCAUAUAAGACAGUCAGUUGUUCUUCAUCAACAAGUUUGCGGAGUGAUUUAGUUAAGAACUAAUGACUUGUUGCUCUUUCAUUUUAAAGAAGAGUUCAUCGAGGCAGAAAGAUAAAUCUGAUGAAGAAGUACUACAAAAUGUGAAAAUAUACUCUUACAAAGUAUUACGGAAGGCCACUGAUAAUUUCAGCCCCGCUAAUAAGCUUGGAGAGGGAGGUUUUGGUUGUGUGUAUAAGGGCAGGCUAAAAAAUGGUGAAAUUGUUGCUAUUAAAGUUCUCUCCUCUGAAUCAAGACAAGGAGUGCGGGAGUUUUUGAAUGAGCUUACUGUGAUUUCCAAUGUAGUUCACGAGAAUCUUGUUAGUCUAAUUGGUUGCUGUGUGGAUGGAAACCAGAGAAUAUUGGUUUACAAUUACCUUCAGAAUAAUAGCCUUGCAAAAACACUUCUUGGUACGGAUUAUAGCAAUAUUCAAUUCAGCUGGAUAACACGAAGAAAAAUUUGCAUUGGUAUUGCUCGAGGACUUAAAUUCCUUCAUGAGGAGGUCCGGCCUCACAUUGUGCAUCGUGAUAUCAAAGCAAGCAAUGUUCUUCUGGAUAAAGAUUUGACUCCUAAAAUUUCAGAUUUUGGUAUAGCAAAGCUUCUUCCUGCUGAUAUGUCCCAUAUUAGCACCAAGGUAGCUGGAACAAUAGGUUAUUUAGCUCCAGAAUACGCUGUACGUGGGCAAUUGACAAGGAAGGCCGACAUAUACAGCUUUGGUGUUCUUCUAAUGGAGAUAAUUAGUGGACGAAAUCACACAAACACAAGAUUACCAUAUGAAGAUCAGAUUCUGCUUGAAAGAAUGUGGACACUCUAUAAGAAUGGUAAGCUUGAAAGCAUCAUUGACACAUCCUUAGAUGGUGAUUUUGAUGCUGAGGAGGCCUGCAGGUUUCUGAAGGUUGGUCUCCUUUGCACUCAAGAGAACCCAAAGCUUCGGCCUUCCAUGUCUACAGUAGUCAAGAUCCUUGAAGGUGAGAUUGAUGUUGAUUCCUUUGAAAUCACAGAGCCGGGUAUGAUCACUGACUUUAUGGAUCUAAAAGUGAGACAGAACAAUCAGAAUCUUGCCCCACUUGUCUUCUCUGCUAUUAACUCACCUCCAGAAGCUUCGCCCAAAUCUUCAGGCGACACCACACAUGCUUCUAUGAGUUUCACUGCAAUAAUUGAUCGUGCAUAGCCAUUUAUGAAGCUUCAAUUUAUUGACCUAGAUGGAAAUAUUGGGCAAUUUAGGGCUCAAAUAACAACUUCACUAUUUUUUUUUUGUUUCUAUUGCAAUAUUGUAUCAAUCUAAGAAAAAUAUAGGUUGUGCAUGGGAUAGAUAUGAUCCAUAAUAUCUGAAAAUAUAGAGAAAUAAUAAGAUUAAAUUUGGAGCUAUGGUGGUCAUCAUUUGCUGGCUUUGAGAAAGCUUUUAGUUGAAAGGAGAUCAUUUGGUCUAAUUCAAAUUUAGUUAAA